AUGGUUUUGGGUUUGCUCGACGCGGGCGUGCCCGGGAGCGAGCGCGCGCUCGCGGCGGCGCUCGCGCCCCUGCGCAAAAAGUACAAGCUCGCGCCGCGCAAGGCGCAGCUGCUCCACGCCUACCGGAGCCUCCUGAGCACGGGGCACCUCGACAAGCGGUGCGUGCCGCUCGAGGAGGUGCUGACCACGAAAGCGUCCAAGUCGCAGAGCGGCGUUUUAGUAGUCACGGUGCUCACGUCGCCCUACCCGAGCGUCGCCGGCGGCAAGAAGCAGCGCUUCUCCUGCAAGUGGAACUGCUACUAUUGCCCCAACGAGCCGGGCCAGCCGCGGAGCUACCUCCGCGACGAGCCGGCCGUGCUCCGCGCGAACCAGAACCAGUUCGACGCGGUCAUGCAGUUCACGGAGCGCUGCGCGACGCUGGCGCAGAACGGCCACCCCGUGGACAAGGUCGAGCUCCUCGUGCUCGGCGGGACCUGGGCGUCGUACCCGCUCGAGUACCGCGAGGCCUUCUGCCGCGAUUUGUACUACGCGGCGAACACGUUCUGGCAGCGGGCCGACAAGCGGCCGCGGCGGUCGUUGCUGGAGGAACAGACCUUGAACGAGUCCGCGGCCACCAAAAUCAUCGGGCUGACGCUGGAGACGCGGCCCGACACCAUCGACGAGGACGAGAUCCGGUUGCUGCGAAGCUACGGCUGCACGCGCGUGCAGCUCGGCGUCCAGCACGUCGACGCGGCCGUGCUCGACCGCGUGAACCGGGGCCACGGCCGCGCCGAGACGGCGACGGCCCUGCGGCUGUUGAAGGACGCGUGCUACAAGGUCGACAUCCACCUCAUGCCGAACCUGCCCGGCGCGACGCCCGCCGUCGACCUCGCGAUGUUCGACGCCGUUUUGUACGACGAGGACCUCCAGGCGGACCAGUGGAAGAUCUACCCCUGCGAGGUGACGCCCUGGACGGUCAUCAAGAAGUGGUUCGACGAGGGCUCCUACGUGCCCUACGCCGAGGACGCGCUCGUGGAGCUAUUGAUGGACGUGAAGAGCCGCGUGCACCCGUGGAUCCGCCUGAACCGCGUCGUCCGCGACAUCCCCUCGAACUACAUCCUGGGCGGCGUCGACGCGCCGAAUCUUCGGGAAGACAUCCUCGUGGCCAUGCGCCGCCGGGGCCUGCGCUGCAAGUGCAUCCGGUGCCGCGAGAACCUGGGCCGGAGCCGCGCGAACCGCGACGGCGUGCUGGCGAGGAGGUCCGGCGAGAAGCUGGUCCGCGGCGCGGUGCUCACGCGGCGCUUCUACCGCGCGUCCGGCGGCGACGAGCACUUCCUGAGCUUCGAGACGCGCGACCAGCACACGAUCUUCGGCUUCGUGCGCCUGCGCCUGCCGGACUCCAAGGCCGCGCCCGCGGCGGCCUUCGAGAGUCUGCGGGAUUGCGCGCUCAUCCGCGAGCUCCACGUCUACGGCCAGCUCGCGCCCGCGGCGACCAAGUCCACGCGCCUCGCGUCGCGCCUCUUCGACAGCCAGCAGCACCGCGGCUUCGGGCGGCGGCUCAUGGAGGACGCGGAGGCCAUCGCCGCGCACGCGGGCUUUCGCAAGAUCGCCGUCAUCGCCGGCAUCGGCACGCGCGACUACUACCGGCGCAUGGGCUACGUGCUCGUGCCGGACGGCGGCUACCUCAUCAAGGACCUCGCGACGCCGCCCUUCUUCGCGAAGCUGGCCCUCGCCUACGCCGCCAUCCUCGCCUUCGCGGUCGCGGUCGUGCUUUUCGGGGGCGACGCGGACGGCGCGACGCCCCUGCGCGGGCUCGUGCUCCGAUAA
Messenger RNA from Aureococcus anophagefferens, 1806 nucleotides. RefSeq lists its product as hypothetical. Gene Ontology annotation, molecular function: iron-sulfur cluster binding; catalytic activity. NCBI's taxonomy places the organism in Eukaryota, Pelagophyceae, Pelagomonadales, Pelagomonadaceae. Gene Ontology annotation, cellular component: cytoplasm; nucleus; elongator holoenzyme complex. Gene Ontology annotation, biological process: tRNA wobble base 5-methoxycarbonylmethyl-2-thiouridinylation. The coding region runs from base 1 to 1806 and encodes 601 amino acids. The transcript has 2 exons. The record is from RefSeq and is a predicted model, not a curated record.